AUGACUCGCUCUGACCCCACCCGCCAGCGCUCGACGGGACUCUUUUCCCUCGCCAUCCUCCUCUUGCUCGUCCUGUCCAUCCAAGUGCCCUCGACGAGCGCACAGGGGCUCUUCUCAAGCUCCGAGAGCAUCUUCAAAAAGGUAACCACCCCGCUCGAAGGGGUGGUUGAGCAGCGCAUGUCCGACUACAGCCACUUUGCCGCGGCGCCGCCGACCAUCGAGGCGCUGCGCGCGCGCGAACCGCGUUUCGCCGAAUCCCUCCCGCAAACCCGCCUGGCCAUUAUCGACAAGAUCUGGUAUCCCGGUCGCUUCGAAGCGUCCGGCCAGCUGACGAUCGCACACCAGAACGUCUUUGGCAUCCGACGCGAGCUGGACGAGGUCAACGCCGCCCUCAAGAGCCGGAUCGAGUACCGAAGGUUCACCUACUACCGCGACGUCCUCGAUGAGGCAGAGGGACGAGUCGGCAAUAUCCGCCAGGUCGUGUCCAACCUCCGUGACCUGGCUGGCAGGGUGCCGCGUGGUGAGAACCGCAUUCGAGCGCGCGGCGCAAUCAACCAGGCUGCGGAUGAGCUGGCAGAGGUCGCCACUGCCCUCGAGCGUCAGAUCUGGCAGCGCAUCAACAUGAUCGAGUACGCCCGCGUCGCGGCCGAGGGCAGGGGCGAGGACGUCCUCAAGCUGAGCCACCUGACAAAGGACCAGGUCUCCCAGCUCAAGCGCAUGGCGAGGCAGGGCGACCGCUGGCGCGGCCCGGACUCUCCGUGGACUCCGAAAGCAUGGCAAGGUCGCGGCGACGUCCGCUAUGCCAAUCGUCAUGGCGGCAGUCAGACGCGCUACGGCACCGCCGACGACGACAGCCGCGACGCCGACGCCGUUGGCGAGCACAUCUUCAUCACCCACGACGUCCAUGACGACGGAUCAGGCGUCGAGGUCGACGAAGAGGGCAGUAGGAUGCGCCGAUCGCUGCAAGUGACGUUCUCAGAGUGCGUCGGGACGUUCGAGAAGGUUUCGGCGGCCCGCGGGGAGGAGCUCCGGCCCCGAUCGGAUCGAGGUGUAUCCGAGGAUACGUCUGAGCAGAACGACGCCGCCGCCGCCGACCGAGAGACGGUGGAGGAAAUGGUCGAGCAGCUCAUCGAACGGCUCUACCGUACCAGUCGAGACUUGUUCGCGUACCGCCACGUCGAGACCUCGGUUUCCCUCGGCGAUGAGUGA
Pseudozyma flocculosa PF-1 is the source of this 1209-nucleotide messenger RNA. RefSeq lists its product as uncharacterized. The coding region runs from base 1 to 1209 and encodes 402 amino acids. The transcript has 2 exons. Lineage: Eukaryota; Fungi; Basidiomycota; Ustilaginomycetes; Ustilaginales; Ustilaginaceae. The record is from RefSeq and is a predicted model, not a curated record.